UGUCCUCACCCGAGAGCUCGUUGACUGCCCCGUGAACUUCUUCCUGUACCCCAUACCGUGCUUUCCACAGAAGCACCGUCCAUCGCCUUUCCACCAAUCCACGGACCACCACAGCUAUGAAGGCCAUCAUUCUCGUUGGAGGGUUUGGAACCCGCCUGAGGCCUCUUACCCUCACAUACCCCAAGCCGCUCGUUGAGUUCGCGAACAAGCCCAUGAUCCAGCAUCAGAUCGAGGCAUUGGCCGAUGCUGGCGUCACUGACAUUGUGCUCGCCGUCAACUACAGGCCCGAGAUCAUGGCCGAGGCGCUCAAGACCUACGAGAAGGAGUACAACGUUAAGAUUGAGUUCUCGGUCGAGACUGAGCCUCUGGGCACCGCCGGCCCGCUCAAGCUCGCCGAGCGCAUCCUCGGCAAGGACGACACGCCCUUUUUCGUCCUCAACGCCGAUGUCACCUGCGAAUACCCCUUCAAGCAGCUCGCUGCGUUCCACAAGCAGCACGGCGAAGAAGGCACCAUUGUGGUGACCAAGGUGGAGGAGCCGUCCAAGUACGGUGUCGUUGUGCACAAGCCCAACCACGCCUCGAGGAUAGACCGCUUCGUUGAGAAGCCCGUCGAGUUCGUUGGCAACCGCAUCAACGCCGGUAUCUACAUCCUAAAUCCCUCGGUGCUCCAGCGUAUCGAGCUCCGCCCCACCUCUAUCGAGCAGGAGACUUUCCCGGCCCUCGUCAAGGACGGCCAAUUGCACUCGUUUGAUUUGGAGGGCUUCUGGAUGGACGUCGGUCAGCCCAAGGACUUCUUGUCCGGCACCUGCCUGUACCUCUCCUCGUUGACCCGCCUGGGCUCCAAGCUCCUCACACCCGUCACUGAGUCCUACGUACACGGCGGCAACGUCCUAAUCGACCCCUCAGCCAAGAUCGGCAAGAACUGCCGCAUCGGUCCCAAUGUCACCAUCGGCCCCAACGUUGUUGUCGGCGACGGUGUCCGACUACAGCGCUGUGUCAUUCUCAAGAACAGCCGCAUCAAGGACCACGCCUGGAUCAAGUCGACCAUUGUCGGCUGGAACAGCAGUGUUGGAAAGUGGGCUCGUCUGGAGAACGUCACCGUCCUCGGAGACGACGUGUCCAUCGGCGACGAGAUCUACGUCAACGGCGGCUCCGUCCUCCCCCACAAGUCGAUCAAGGCAAACAUCGACACGCCCUCGAUCAUCAUGUAAACCGCUUCAUUCACUUUGAUUGCGGCUCCUUUCUACACCUUUUAAUCCUCUUGCACUUUUUGUAUACCUUGCAUCUGGCUCUGCAACAGCACAGCUCGGGGCGCCUCCAGGGUGGAUGUGUGUGCGGAGUUUAUACGGAGUUCUACCUUUCUCUACUCUACGUGUCGGUUGGGUCUGAUAAAAAAGCGAAAAGCUCGGGCGAGGGCGGGUUCAGUUACACGAUUUGCGGGACAGGACAGCGUUUGGGUGCU
Paraphaeosphaeria sporulosa is the source of this 1462-nucleotide messenger RNA. RefSeq names its product mannose-1-phosphate guanyltransferase-like protein. Bases 117 to 1211 code for a protein of 364 amino acids. The transcript has 5 exons. The record is from RefSeq and is a predicted model, not a curated record. Gene Ontology annotation, cellular component: cytoplasm. Lineage: Eukaryota; Fungi; Ascomycota; Dothideomycetes; Pleosporales; Didymosphaeriaceae. Gene Ontology annotation, biological process: cell wall mannoprotein biosynthetic process; GDP-mannose biosynthetic process. Gene Ontology annotation, molecular function: GTP binding; mannose-1-phosphate guanylyltransferase (GTP) activity.